UCGUUGGUGCUUCUGCACUGUUGUCGUUGAAAGCAAAAUCAUGGGACCUGAAACCCUAGACCCUUUCCACUCGCCCUAGAAAACCGAUUGAAACCCCCCGCCCGGCCGCCCCAAGCCUCCACCCAAAACGCCGCCGUUUCCUCCCAUUUCUCCUCCGCCGCGGACGGAAAGAUUUGAACUUGAGAUUUGAAAUCGAGGGGAAGAGAACCGAAGAUGUCGUCUUUGAGCAGAGAACUGGUGUUCCUGAUCCUCCAAUUUCUGGAGGAAGAGAAGUUCAAGGAGUCCGUACACAGGCUGGAGCAGGAAUCGGGGUACUUCUUCAACAUGAAGUACUUUGAGGAGAAGGCACUGGCUGGAGAGUGGGACGAGGUCGAGAAGUACCUCUCUGGGUUCACCAAGGUCGAUGAGAAUCGCUAUUCGAUGAAGAUUUUCUUCGAGGUUCGAAAGCAGAAGUAUCUCGAGGCGCUCGACAGGAAUGACAGAGCUAAGGCUGUUGAGAUACUGGUGAAGGAUUUGAAAGUGUUCUCGACGUUUAACGAAGAGUUGUACAAGGAAAUUACGCAUCUUUUGACCCUCGAAAACUUCAGAGAAAAUGAGCAGUUAUCGAAAUAUGGUGAUACUAAGUCGGCUAGAAGCAUAAUGCUAGUAGAGCUUAAAAAGUUGAUAGAAGCAAAUCCGCUUUUCCGAGAUAAGCUUGCUUUACCCACUUUGAAGGCUUCACGCUUGCGAACUCUAAUUAAUCAAAGUCUAAAUUGGCAACACCAGCUGUGCAAGAACCCAAGGCCAAAUCCUGAUAUUAAGACCUUAUUCAUGGACCACUCGUGUUCUCCAACAAAUGGGGCUCGUGCAUCCACGCCAGUUACUCUUCCGGUUGCAGCUCUUGCAAAGCCAACUUAUGCUCCUCUAGGAGCACAUGGUGGAGCUUUUCCGCCGGCUGCUGCAGCUGCAGCUAAUGCAAAUUUAGCAGGAUGGAUGUCGAAUGCUAAUCCUUCCUUGUCUGUGCAAUCAGCUGUUGUUGCCGCUUCACCCUUCCCUGUUCAACCCGGUCAAGUUUCUGUUUUAAAGCAUCCAAGAACACCCUCAAAUGCUCUUGGAAUGAGCGAUUAUCAAAGCUCAGAUCACGAGCAACUAAUGAAACGCCUGCGGCCUGCACAAUCUGUUGAUGAGGUCAGUUAUCCUCCCCCUCCCCAGCAUGCUUCCUGGUCACUAGAUGACCUACCGAGGACUGUAGCGUGCACUCUUCGUCAGGGAUUCAAUGUGAUGAGCAUGGAUUUCCACCCUUCUCAUCACACAUUACUUGCUGUUGGAUGUGAUAAUGGCGAAAUUACACUGUGGGAAGUUGGGAUACGAGAGAAGCUAGUGUCAAAGCCAUUCAAAGUAUGGAAUAUGACUGCUUGUUCUAAUGCAUUUCAGGUUGCUAUGGUCAAAGAUCCGUCAAUAUCUGUAAGCCGUGUAUCAUGGAAUCAAGAUGGAAGCUUAAUUGGUGUUGCAUUUACCAAACACUUGGUUCAUUUGUACGCUUAUCAAGGACCAACUGAUCUACGGCAACAUUUGGAGAUUGAUGCUCACAGUGGCAAUGUGAAUGACUUAGCCUUUUCUCAUCCAAACAAGCAAUUAUGUCUUAUAACUUGUGGGGAGGAUAAGCUGAUAAAGGUUUGGGAUUUGGGUGGAAGAAUUCUAUUCAGCUUUGAAGGUCAUGAAGCGCCUGUUUACUCAAUUUGCCCCCACCAGAAGGAGAAUAUUCAGUUCAUAUUUUCAACUGCUGUUGAUGGGAAAAUAAAAGCUUGGCUGUAUGACAAUGUGGGCUCCAGGGUUGACUAUGAUGCUCCUGGGCAGUGGUGCACCACAAUGCUCUACAGUGACGACGGAAAUAGAUUAUUCUCUUGUGGGACUAGUAAAGAUGGUGAUUCUUUCCUCGUUGAAUGGAAUGAAAGUGAAGGGGCAAUAAAGAGGACAUAUAAUGGAUUCAGAAAAAAAUCUUCUGGCAUAGUGCAAUUUGAUACAACAAAAAAUCACUUUUUGGCUGUUGGUGAAGAUAAUCAGAUAAAGUUUUGGGAUAUGGAUAAUACAAAUGUUCUUACUGGUACAGAUGCUGACGGUGGACUUCUGACUCUUCCCCGCUUGAGAUUCAAUAAGGAAGGAAAUUUGCUUGCUGCUACCACGUCUGACAACGGAAUCAAAAUUCUUGCUAAUGCUGAGGGUCUAAGAUCCUUAAGAGCAAUUGAAACUCGAUCUUAUGAAGCAUCCAGAGGACCUAUUGAGAUGAAGGUAUCUGGUUCUUCCAUGGUUCCGAAUGUCAACCCAACCAUUAAUAAAGUGGACCGUAUGGAUACAAGCUCUCCUGCCAGACCGACUCAUAUUCUUAAUGGAGCUGAUUCAAUGGCAAGAGCUGAUUCUAUGGCAAGAGCCGAUUCUAUGGCAAGAGCCGAUAUGGCAAGAAGCCUGGAAAAGAGAAGAAGCUUAGAUGAUGUAUCUGACAAGAUUAAACGUUGGGAACUGGCGGAGAUUGUAGAUCCCGUUCAGUGUCGAGUGGCUACUAUGCCAGCAAGUAAAGAUCCUACUAACAAGGUUGCUCGACUUCUGUAUACAAAUUCUGGUUCUGGCAUUCUGGCUCUCGGUUCAAAUGGGGUGCAGAAGCUAUGGAAGUGGAGCCGCAAUGAACAAAAUCUAAGUGGGAAGGCCACAGCAAGUGUUGUUCCCCAACAUUGGCAACCCAACAGUGGUCUUUUAAUGACUAAUGAUGUCUCAGAAAAUGUUGAAGAAGCGGUUCCAUGCAUUGCACUCUCAAAAAAUGACUCUUAUGUGAUGUCAGCCUGUGGAGGAAAGGUGUCUCUGUUCAAUAUGAUGACUUUUAAGGUAAUGACAACUUUCAUGCCACCUCCACCAGUGUCAACCUACUUGUCAUUUCAUCCUCUGGAUAAUAAUAUCAUAGCAAUAGGAAUGGAAGAUUCAACUAUCCACAUUUACAAUGUUCGACUUGAUGAGGUCAAAGCAAAACUGAAAGGCCACCAGAAGCACAUUACUGGUUUAGCAUUUUCUGUCAACCUUAAAAUCAUGGUUUCAUCAGGUGCCGAUGCUCAACUAUGCUUUUGGAACAUGGAUACAUGGGAUAAGAGGAAAUCGGUUCCACUUCAGUUGCCCGCUGGAAAGGCGCCUGUCGGUGACACGCAUGUGCAAUUCUAUUCUGAUCAAGUCCGAUUGUUGGUAUACCAUGAGACUCAACUAGCAUUAUAUGAUGCGGCCAAAUCAGAGUGCAUUCGGCAGUGGAUGCCACAAGAUGUUCUGCCUGCGCCCAUUUCUUGUGCAGCAUAUUCUUCAAGUAGUCAACUAGUUUAUGCAGCAUUUACUGAUGGUAACAUUGGAGUAUUUGAUGCUGAUAGUCUGAAACUAAGAUGCCGUAUUGCCAUGUCGGUGUACUUACCACAAGCAUCAUCAAACAGCCCAUCUGUGUACCCGCUGGCUCUUACAGCACAUUUGCAGGAGCCGUACCAAUUCGCUGUUGGACUGACAGAUGGAUCUGUUAAAGUUAUAGAGCCCUCGGAAUCUGAGGGGAAGUGGGGAGUUUUGGUGCCUGUUGAUAACGGAACACAGAACGGGUGGACAGCAACAUCUUCGAGUAACAAUCCAGCAUCGUAGCCGCUCCAUGUAGGGAUUUCUAUAUCCAUUUCCUAGAGUUGAUUUGCGUUGUAAUUGUAUUGUAUUCAUGUACUACCACAGCAAGACUAGUAGGGGGUAUGUUAUGUGCCUCACCGAAUGUGUGAAGCACAGAGAGAUCUAAGGUAAUAGAAAAAAUUCAUGUAUAUUUAUAUGUUUAUCAGAUAAAUGUGUUUGGUUAUUUCUUCAAA
Pyrus x bretschneideri (Chinese white pear) is the source of this 3845-nucleotide messenger RNA. Its product is annotated as topless-related protein 2. The record is from RefSeq and is a predicted model, not a curated record. The coding region runs from base 214 to 3636 and encodes 1140 amino acids. Lineage: Eukaryota; Viridiplantae; Streptophyta; Magnoliopsida; Rosales; Rosaceae. Gene Ontology annotation, biological process: regulation of DNA-templated transcription. The transcript is spliced from 25 exons. Gene Ontology annotation, molecular function: protein binding.